Molecule: messenger RNA, 8868 nt
Organism: Echinococcus granulosus
Lineage: Eukaryota; Metazoa; Platyhelminthes; Cestoda; Cyclophyllidea; Taeniidae
Product: DmX-like protein 2
Exons: 47
Coding region: 1-8868 (2955 amino acids)
Biological process (GO): vacuolar acidification
Cellular component (GO): RAVE complex
Molecular function (GO): protein binding
Source: RefSeq, a predicted model, not a curated record
AUGCGGCUUCAUCAAGUAAUUACUGGAUCUAGAAACAAGGGGCACAACAGUAUAUCAUUCCUUAAUUUCUCGGGAUCAUUGUAUAUCGUGUAUGGAAGGGGUGGAAAUAUUGUUGUAUUGGAUAGGGACCUUUUUCAAGUCCAGCUGAUUCCUGAUGCAGCCGGUGCUGACUCCGGUGAAAUCACAUGCAUUUGCUGUGAAAAUCUAACUGGACUCAUUGCUGUCUCAGAUGGGAAGAGCAUCAUGGUUUUCGAGACUGCUGGAGCACACGCCUCAAAGACGGCUUGGAAGGAAUUUUCCCACCUGUGUCCAGGUAGUAUGGUGACUGCUCUUGCAUGGUUUCCACACUCAUCAAUCUGUAAAAAACCUCUGCUAUUAAUUGGCUCUUCAUCGCCGUCAACCUCGGUGGACGCUCACUACUAUAUAUCAGGUUGGCAAAUAACUUGGCCUUGCGUUGGGGAAAAAGAAAGAAGUUUUGAUGCUUGGCAACGUUUGUGGACAGUGGAAUCUAAUGGACAAAUUGAGUGCCUCCGGGUAUCGCCUGAUGGCCGCUUUAUCGCAGCUCAGUGCAAAGAACCAUCUUCAAAACAUGAAGAGGAAGUAUUGUCCACCAAACCUUUCCAAGUGCAGAUCUGGUGUCAGACACCCAUGCUAGAUCAAUCCUCCGGCUCUUCAGGAGGUCUUUCGGCAACUAAUUGGGUUCCCAGUAACCUAAGGCAUCCGAAGGAGAUUGUGGCAUUUUCCUGGCGUUCCAUGCCUCGAUACCUCCCGCCGCUAACGCUUCCAGCAAACGCGUGCCGUGCGGACGUGAUUUCAGGAUCGGACCUGCCGUUUCAGCUUCAUGAACCAAUGAAGGGUAACAAAUUCGUCCUAGCCGCGUCCAUAAAUGUCACCGAUUCUAAUCUCUCCAUCCUGUCCCCUAAUUACGACGACCUAUCACACAAGGGGCCCUGUUCACUGCAGUGGAUGAAUAACAAGACCAUUGAUGUGGAACGCAAGCUCGACAGGCUGCUUCAACAUCUGAUCCUCCUUAUUUCCUCCACUCCCAUCGGUGACUCAAGUAGGUUUUACCUGGCGUUGUGUAUUGCUAAAAUGGGAAGUAAUACCUUCCUUUCUUCAGUCACAGAACAUGGUUUGGACAAGUUUCGACCGCAAAUUGGGAUAUUGGAUCAGAUGCUGUUAAGGUGUCUUAGCAAGUGGCGCAGAAUGCAUGACACCCUCCUGAUGCUGCAUCCUUCCGACGGAAGUUUAUUCUUGUGGUCCAUAAAUGGCUUGGACUGUUCAACUUUAAAUGGAAGCAUGCUAUGUAGCUUUGCUCAUAAAUUUUGCGAUGGCAGUGUUUGUGCUGAUGGUUUAACAAAUCGUGCGAGGGAUGCGAUUGAAGCAGACAUAACUCAAAAUCGACGCGUCUGCCAAACAUCUUUCAGUCUUCGUUCACGUCUACCAGGCACCGACUUCUCCCAUGUCACUCCAGUGGCUGUUCACAAUUCCCUUCUAUUCACAUGCGUCUUUGAAAAUGGCUCUGUGACCACAAUGCAAUCCCACAUGCUACUGAUUGACUGUUUUAUGGCUCGAUCAAAGCUUGCGCUGGCCGUGUCUUCAAAACUCAGUAGCAGUGUCCGCAAUCGCUAUCUGCAGGAUAUACGAGGCGUUCAACUGGCUUGUACAACAGCGCCAGAGCUCCGUGGACCGCUGAUCUUGGACUUAUACUCAUCAGCCGCUCUAGAUGGUAGUACACUCAAACACCAGGAAGUUGGAUGCAGUGCUCUCAUGCAUUCAGCUACAAACAAUACACUACCUCUCAGUGUUAUUGCUGUCGAUUCCUCGACGGAAAUCCAGCUAUUUUCUGUGGAUACAACCGGUACCGUUACUAAAAUAGGAAAUCUAACACCCACUAUGGACGCUAGCCUUUCCUCAUCUUCGUCAAUGCUGUUAGUUAUUUCUGCCCCAUCAUCGUCUUCCUCAUUCCUUGUGAUUAAAAUUUUCUCAACUGUGGAACACAAUACUGGAUCGUUGUGCCGAAUCGAGACGUGGCGUGUUGACUUGGAUUCUAAACAAGUCAUCAAUGGACAUGCAACUACUACUGAGGCUUUACAGGCAAGGUAUAGGUCCUCAUCGCUGUCGCCCUCCAGCAUCAUUGCUGGCUCCUCAAAGAUAAGCGACCAUGUGUUGCCGCUGGAACCAGGGGUUACUGUAACUUGCAUCAAGCAAGGCCCAUCUCCCAUAUCUUGGUGUAACGAAGUGCUUCGCCCUUCUUAUCUCAUAGCAACAACUUGUUCUGACGGCGGAAUUCGUUUGUGGACUGCUGAAGCUAUCAAAAGCAAUUGCAAAAAGUCGCCCACCACAAAUUUCCUAAUCAAAUGGGUGGAAUGGCGACUUCCGUUUGCUGAGUUUAGUCACAGCAGGAUUUUCAUUCCUUCUGAUCUUCUGGCCCAACGACGAAGCCUGGAUGAACUGCAUAAGAGCGCGAGAAAUCGUGUUUGCCUUUCUUCACCGCGUCGGAUUCCUAUAGGUAGCCAACACAAUGCACGCGCUUUUGUGGUAGCCUGUGCCACGAAUUGGCGCAUCGCGAUUGGUUGUGCCAUGGGUCAGACUGAUCCCCUCAUGAUCGUCAUCCUUGAAUGCGAGUCCAGCGGUGGGUUGGAAUGGAUGCUGGAAGACAUUGUGAUUCCUUCUGUGGAAUUGUGCCCAUGCCACAUAACGUCAUCUGAGCUCUCAAAUCCAAUUCUGCCACAAUUCCACCCUCGACAGCUGCUAGAGUGGAUGAACCUUGGACGAUUUCGACUUGUCCAGGCUCUCUUGGUUCACCUCACCCGCUGUCUCUCCGCCGUCGAUGUCGUCUGCGGGCUCGACGCCGCGCGUCCAAAGACCACUGUGAAUAACUCUAGUCGACAUCAGAGAACGCGGUCAAUUUCACUGGCUAUCAGUGGUGGCAUCAUUGACGCCAGCCUGGAAACAUCUUCGCUCACCACACCUUCCUCCUCUCCUGAAUUGGAAAUACCGCCUCUACCUCUCCACAUUCUACUUGCUCUUGAUUCACUCAGUUUUCAACACCUUGUGGCUAAUUCCUCCAACACCACGUUCGAUAACUUUGCUCCACUGAGUGAAAAUUCGGGUAGUCUCUUGAACGAAGAUCUGGCAACGGAAUUAAACGAUGAAGAGACGAGUGUGCAAAUUGAUGGCGGUAGUGAUACUGCCCAGAGAGGCAGUUGGCGUGUGUCUCUGGAGACACUGGGCUACCUCUCUAACGGUCUUCCAUCCAACCCACUAUGGGAUCUAAACAAUCACCAAACUCUGGCCUCUUUACUUAAAUUUGACAAUCAGGAAGCCCGAAUUCUCUCAGAUCUGCUGUCGCGAUAUCGCCUACCUGGACUCUCUCGUUUGGAUCAGAUGUACCUUUUAGGAAUUGCCGAGCUGAUGGCGAAUACGCGCACUGAAGUGACCGAUCGUUUGUCGGGAAUCGUAGCCACAGCUCCUCAAACACCACCAAAUUUCAAAGAACACGAUCAAUCCAACUUUCCAGCGGCAUCUGAACUCGAACUUGAUGACUGUGGGCUGCGAUUCGUUAUGAUUAUGCAACUCUAUUCCUACCUGUGUGGAACAAUUCCUCUUGUGAAACGAAGUCAAAUGAUGAAAGAGGGUUUGACCAGUCGUAGCUUUGUGUGGGCCUUUCAUUCAGGGGCCGACGAAGUCCUCCUCAGUUUCCUCCCUUCCCAGAAGCAGCAGCACCAUCAAUCGGAUCCGACGAGCAAAACUAGCGGUGGUCUAACUUGGGCCGAGUUCAGGCGUUAUGGCUGUGGCUGGUGGAUUCACAGUGACGUCAUUUUAAUGCAAUGUGCUGAAAAGAUGGCUCGCUCUGAGUUUCUGCGAACAAAGGAUCCCAUGGACUCGGCCAUUUUCUAUCUUGCAAUGCACAAGCCCACAGUUAUGGCUAGUCUCUUCAAGUCACUGGGAAAUAGGCCGUUGGAGAAUUUUUUUCGCUCAGACUUCACACUGGGCUCACCUGCUUGCAAACAGGCCAAACUGAACGCCUUCCGUCUCCUCAGUCAACAUAAAUAUGUACAGGCAGCUGCUCUAUUUUUAGUCGGUGGGUGGCUUGAAGACGCCAUCAAAGUGUGUGUCGAUUCUGUCAAAGAUCUUCAGUUGGCCGUCGUUGUUUGCAGGUUGUAUUCGCUGAGUCGCACUGAGUUCAAUGAAUCUAGCAUUUCUCCUUAUCAUAAACUCCUUCGUACUCACGUCAUCAGCCACGAGGAUCCCUACCUUCGUAGCAUCGCCUACUGGGUUCUGAUGGAACCGUUAAAUGCCUUGACCACACUGCUUCAGAAGCCCUCUGCCCAGAUUAUGGAUACCCCGUUGCCGUCUCAGUGCCCCACAAUGUUUCCCAGUGGAUUUGAUUUCGAGGUGUGUCCCUCGGUUUUUAAGCUCUACACCUACAUUCGCUCGCACCCAUUAGUGGCUCGCCAUCUACGACUGACAGACGAAGGCGAUAGAAUUCAGAGUCAGUUAAGGCUUUUGGAUAGGCGCUUGUAUUUUCGUACCGCCUAUCACUAUAACACCAUCGGCUGCCCCACCCUCACACUGGAGGUUCUUAGUCGACUUCCUCAUCUGUCCCCUUCUGAUGCUGUUAGUAACAAUUUGAGAAAAUCUGAUUUAUCUGUUUCUGAGUCACAAAAUUUGAAUGAAGAGGUACAAUUAUCUUUUUUCAAACCGAACGAAGAUGUCAGGGCCCUUGUUGGUGAAGGGGAUUUCGAAGUAGUCUGGAGUGACGAAGAAGAAGAGGCGAAACGCAGUGAUUUUACUGAGGUCACUGACUCACUAUCCCAGCCAUCUUCCGCCAUCGAAUCCAAUAUACUUCAGCACGGUGAUACUUCCGGGAAUUUAGAUAAUGCCGCCUCCCAUGAACCCUCGAUUCAUUUACAAAUGGAAUAUUGGGCUUGCCUUAGAAUAUUUACUGAAGAACUUUGUGGAAUGUUCUCGACUGCCUCGGCUGAAGGUGGUCGUCUGAAGAAACAUAUUUUUACCUGGAUCGAAAAUGGGAUUGCUAUUCUACAGAAGAUUAGUUUUCCUUAUAAAGAAUCGUAUCUCGAUGGAGUUCAGUAUUCCUUCCAUGUUCCAUUUGAUCGUGAUAAUAAAGAACAAUCGUUGUUCAUUCCGAUUGAUUACCAUGGGUCUAGACAUUUGGAUGGGUUUGUUUUAUCCUCAAUUAUUGAAAAAGAGCAGUCGAUGACGUCACAUUUACCUGCUCAGACGGAUCAACAGGAAAUGUGCGAUAAUCGUUUUUACUUUUGUCUACUGUCAAAUCUUGAAUUUGUGCAAAGUCUCAUUACCUUCUGCAGUCUUCAUGGCGAGAGUGGAGUCGACCUACGGGUCGUUCGCAUGGAGUUGACUUAUUUACUGAUGGACGUCUUUAGCAGCGUUUUCGAGCGCUCCGAUUUUUCAUCGCAAAGUCGUUUCCUCAGAUCGCUUCCUCUUCUGAAAUGUGUUCGCCCAACAGCUUUCCCCGGUUUCAUGAGUCUUAUAUCCCGACCUCUAGAUCUCAUCAAGACGUUGAUCAAUGAUAUAAAUGCAAGUCUGGUCCAUUUGGCACCACCGUACUUACGAUUCAUCCGCACCCUCCCAUCCUGCAGUACAAAGGAGCUACACAGUGUCGUCAUGGCGGAUGGUAGUAGCGUGGUUCGUCGUGUGGGCUUGCUAAGGAAUCUAUGCAUGACUCUCUCUGCCUACGUUUUUCAGUGUCUUUCCACUGGAACCUGGCGGGCGUCCCAUCAGGGAAACGCAGGACUCGCCAUUGCUGUCACUCAGUCGGCUUUUAAAUCUUGCCUUCCAGGUCUCUUUGUGUCAGCUGGGUGCGCCCAACCCACAAGUUCACAACACUCCCUGUUGGGUGUUUUGGCAGAGGCCAUGGUCGCUGUUUACAUGGGACUCUGUGUCUGCGCUCUCUAUGCCCGUGACAGCUGCGCUCUCUACCGUCUGGCCUGGAACGCACGCCUCGCCGAAUCACUUACUUGGUCGCGCGUGUUCGGUGGUGUCUGUCGCCUCAAACCCCUCCGUCCACCGGCACCGCCCACCCGACCCUCGAGUACUUUCUCGUCGCCUGCGCCUCAACCUAAGAAGAGGGGGUCGUUUGCAUCAUCAAUGCAAUCUCCAAAUUCAGCGACACAAAUGGGUUCCUUCCAUUUUCAAGUCGAUCAGAUUGCUCCAGUAGUGACAAAGAUUUAUCUAGCACAGCCUUCAACGCAUGCAGAUGAAUGGUUUCUUCCGCCGCAAUGCUCCAUGAUGACUUGCUUUCUCAAUAAGCCCCGGCUCUCAGAAAAGACGUUCUCAGAGGCUACCUUCGUGUACGAUAGCGAAGACUCAUCACCGCCCUCCGACUACGACGACUAUGAGACCGCGACAAAGUAUUUUCGAAAUAAGCAACGUUGGACUCGUCUGCGUACUUCAGGCGAUAGCGCUGUUCCGCUUUCAUCCGAUUCUUCCACCGAUAGUGAAUCAACUGACAUCUCUGAGGAUCCUGGGCAUGUAAUUCUACUUCCUGGUUGUGAUCUCAAGGUUGUCCACUUAAAUCCGGAUUUCGGUAUUGCCGGUUUCGGCAACAUUCCUGACGCCUUCUCGCUUACAGCAAUUGGAAGCCACAAGGACAAUUCUGAUGUUUCUAGUGAAGUCGAUGAUUUCGAACGCAUUGCACCGGUAGAUAAACAGUGGUCCGAUGGCUACAGUUACGCUUGGCGUUUGAUGCGACUGGCUUUCGUUCAGCUUAUGACACAGCAGCUGACCGGGUUGAUCAAGCUUCUCAAUCUUGACAAUGACUUUUUGACUACUUAUGCACCGUCAUUGCUCCAAUCAAAGGGUCUGUUAGACAGGUGGAUUAUCGGCUACACCGAAGAUCUGACAUUUGACUGUGAUAAGGAUAAUGAGUUGGACCUUGGAAUACCGAUCAAUCACCCUCCAGAGAAGGGGGUCUACAAUGGUGAUUUUGGCGCUCCACCGGGCGCUACGCUGGAUGACUCUUCUGAGUCUGCACUUCCACCUUCCACACGGAGAGCAAUGGCCGAAAUGGCGCAUCUUUUGAAUCCUUCUAUUUCACCAUUUCAAACUCGUAAUCCUUUUUCGUUACCAGUGAAACGCCUCUGGUUCUGCCUUAUGAGUAAACCCGGCUUAAGUGAAACAUUCAUGCGUUGGAUUUACCACCCGCGGCACUCUGUUCGCCCUUCUGUCAAGCCUAUAAAACUGCAAGUUUCCCGCAGGUCUUCUUCCAAUGCAAAUGUCCCCGCACCUCUUUCACCUUCUGCCAGGAAAAGUGAUCCUGCUUCAAAGUUGUCUACGAAUUCCAAGGAGACAGAGCCACAUAUUGGAGAAGCAGGUGGCAUAGAGAGAUCGACUUCAACACCAGCACAACACGAAUUUUCUAUAAACCUGAUCCAUCGUGAAAUGGAGCCUCUCUUGUGCAUGUGCGUGGACAGAGUUGGCUAUCAGUACGUGGCUCUGGCAACUCCCAAACAGCUGAUCGAAAUAUCAAUAUCAAACCUCCUUUCAUCAGCUGAUUGGCUCUUUGAUGAUUUUGAGUAUGACCUUGAAUCAAUGCGAAACGCUGAUGCGAAUUGUCUUUUCAGUCCACAUUUGAAAUCCCACUGCCGGGCUUCUGCAAGUGACUUCAUUAUCUGCGAAAAAACACCGCUCGACCUAGCCGAUCAGACUCACGAACCGUAUGAGGCCGGAUCUCAGGAUCUUCGAGGUCUGAACUCACAGUUAGUACUCAGGCGUUCCGUUAGUGGAGUUCAGAAACUCUCCGCACAUCCUUUGGUGCCCUUUUACCUAUGUGGGACUGCCUCGGGCUCUGUGCAUGUUUUGCAGUGGAACUCGGAAGAACCCGUGGUCCCCAUGCUGACAAACACGUUCGCAUUCACACCUCAGGGUCUUAACAUUCCUAUCUCAACCGGAGUUAGAGGAAAUCCUGUCUCCGUGCUGCACAUAGAUACGUCUGGCAAAAGGGUAUCAAUAUAUUCGUUUGGCUGUGGUGACACUACUGGAAACUUCGGUCUUUGGAAUCUUGAUUUCAACGGAUCCAAUAGUCAUCCUUACUUUAACUGUCGUUCCCACGGCAAGGGCGUACUUGAUUUUGCCUUUCUCGAAGGUAGCUCCAUGACAUUUGCAACCGUCGGUGUCGGUGGUGCUCCUCCCUUCACUACAGGGAGUGCUACUGGUUCCGGACCCACGGUCACCUCGACAGCCACCCGGACGGGGCAGCGCAUUUUGACGCAAUCGGAACUAGAGGCGGCUAAUUUGAUUAUUUGGGACGCACUUUUACCUUCCAGUCGUGCAGCCGUUAUGGCGUGCACCUGUGUGGCGGGUAUUCCCUCGGGCUCGAAUGAGCGUCAGUUAGCUGUCGGAACAAAGCGUGGCGAAGUCGCCAUUUUGGAUUUGCGACGUCGUCCUGCGGCGACCCUCUUCAAUCCCUCAGCUCACGAGGGAUCCGCCUUGCGCUCCAUCUCCUGUGAUAGCGCCACGAACACUCUCGUCACGGCUGGUGCCGAUGGUCUUGUCAAAGUUUGGCGUCUCUCUGAUCCACGGCGUCUGCUAGCUACAUUCCGCUCCGAUGGUUUUGGUAGCCACGGCAGCCGAGCGGCCGCCACAGCGUCAAUAGCAGCAGCAGCCCUCUUUCGUGGUAAUCAAUCGGCCGCUGUUGCGGCCGCCAGUCGCCCGGGCAUUUCGGAGGUGGUGUCGCUACCCUUAACCUCCAUUGCCUCCGUUGCCAGUGAAACCGAAAGCCUCCAACUCCUUACUACCCGCUUCCUCGCCUGCGGUGUCGACGGUUGCCUGCAACUCUGCUCCGUGACUCCCCGACCCGAGCCUAUUUGGCUAAGCAAAUAA